GCAUGAAGCUGUUGAUGUUUUGUCAGGAACCAAUAAAACUGGAGAUCAGCACAAGCUUGAGAACGAUUGGAAGAUGAGAAAGAUUUGCUUCCCGGUUCUUUUAAAGUUCUAAACUCCGUUUACUUGCAAAUUGUGUGUGAAGUAAUUUGAUUUUUAUCUAAACAUGUUGGCUUCACAGAUUUAUAAAGAUUCUAAAGAAAAUGCUAAUGUAAUCAUUAAGGAUACAAAGCUGAAUGUUCAUAAAAAACUGAAAUGUCAUUCCAAAGGUUUCAAAGAUUCAACUAAUACUAAAAAGGCUGAAAAAACUCCUGUAGCUUCUGAUCAUGAUACAACUCUAGACAGAUAUCCAAAGAAAGAGGAGAAAACUUUUCAUAUGACUAAGGAACCUACUGUUUAUGGUGAUCAAGAGGAAUGGUCUGACAUUGAAAACAUGCAUAUAUAUGUUGAGCCAGAAGAUGACUAUGAAGAUAUUCUUCCUAAGUGUGAAAGGAUUCAGAAAGCUGAUAUAGAUAUUUUAUUUUCGAUACAUCCUUUUUACAGUGAACCGGACACUGAUAGAUCACCAUCUCCUCCUCCAGCAAUAGAUUUCAAAGAUUUAUUUACAGAUUUGCUUCCAUCUCCUGUAAUGGAAAGUUCUUUAUACAGUGACAUGAUCAUAAAGAUUCCUGAGCUUGAUAAUCCAUUUUUAAAUUUAGAUGUUGAAUAAGAUUUGUCAAAAUUUCUGUAAUACAAUUUUUAGAUGUAUGCAAAUGAAAUUAGUAUCAAAAAAUUCUAUUAUAAAUUGGGACAUGACUGUUAACUCUGCCACUUGUAAAAAUUUACUAGUAUUGCUGCCAUUUGGAAUGUAUUUGUAUUGAAAUUUUAAAACUGCAAUUAGUUUUAUAAAGUAAUACUCAAAAUUUUAAAAUAUAUUUGAUUUCAUGCAUUUUAUUUUGGAUUAUAUGUUUGUCUAAAAUUUGUAAAUUAAGUUGAAAAGGAAGUAUUUGUAGUUGUAAACUGUAAAUAUUGAUAGCAUUGUAUGAUUUAAAUAAAGUGUAAUUUUAAUAAAAAUGCCCUUUUUUCCCCUU
Molecule: messenger RNA, 1067 nt
Organism: Stegodyphus dumicola
Lineage: Eukaryota; Metazoa; Arthropoda; Arachnida; Araneae; Eresidae
Source: RefSeq, a predicted model, not a curated record